Messenger RNA from Colletotrichum navitas, 805 nucleotides. RefSeq lists its product as uncharacterized. The transcript has a single exon. The record is from RefSeq and is a predicted model, not a curated record. Bases 108 to 566 code for a protein of 152 amino acids. Lineage: Eukaryota; Fungi; Ascomycota; Sordariomycetes; Glomerellales; Glomerellaceae.
GCCAGGCUCGACUCGACUCGACUCGACUCACGGGAACGGGAGAGCAAACAGGCAAACAUGGAAGCCUUGUCAUCUCCCGACGGCAUCUUUCUUGUCUCGCCAGAUGAAUGUCUAUGCUUUUCUUCACCGCGUCUAAUCCCUGGCAAAUCUUCUUCCCAAGUGGGGGUCCAAGAACCAUAAUGCUGGGUUUCUUUUUCUUGCUUCUCUCAUACCCAGCUUAUUGCUUAUUAGCACAGAGACUAGCCCAACCUAAAGAAGCUACAAGGCAUUGCCAGACAUGGCCGAUCCGACCCUCGCAUCCUGUUCUCCCUCGCCAUCUUUCCCUUUCCCUGGACAUCUUGGCUGGAACCUCGUCGACAUGUCUUCUUCACACACCCCCCUCCCCCCCCCCCCCUAGUCGAUAUGGACCAUCGACCCUUGUUGCACUGCCUUUCUCAAUGGUGCUUCCCCCGCUGGGAGGAUCGCCUCAGUUCAGAUCUUGGGACACAGUAAGAUCUCGUAUGACUGCGGCAGAUUGCAGUAGUAUCUCGAUCGGUUUCCACUUACCAAGACCACGGGAAGCUUGACGUGACACCACCCGGGUUUCUCUAUAAGCAAGACAUCCCUCAUCACAACCACGGCAAACCCAUCCACCCUCUGCGCGCCCUUCCUACACACUACCCUGGAAUGUCGCAGACGUGACUGAGAUUCGGCAAGUAUUGGUUACACUCCCCUAGUCCAGCCUUCACCGCUCUCGCUUCCUGGAGAGGCAAAGCAAUUCCUCCGUAGAGGGCAUCGGGAUACCAUGUCGUUGUUUCUUUUUCUG